AUGACUCGACACGGGAAGAACUGCACAGCGGCAUCCGUGUAUUCGUACCACGAACGACAACGAGACGCGAAAGUCAGUGGAUAUGGAACGCUUCAUGCUCGACUGGGUGCGGAUUCAAUCAAAGGAUUCGACUGCUGUUCCCUUACUCUUCAACCUUGCAAGGAUCCCGUUAUUACACCAAAUGGAUAUCUUUUCGAUCGUCGAGCGAUCUUGGAAUAUAUCUUGGCACAGAAAAAAGAGAUUGCAAAACGAACAAAGCAAUGGGAGAAACAAAUGACGGUUAACAGUGAAGAAUUAAAGAAGAAACGUGCUGGAAGCGCAAUCAUAGUUCAACCUGCUCAAAAAGUGAGAGCGAUUGGAAAUGAAGGAGACAUUUCGAAUAUGAGAGGAGAGAAAAGUAAGCAACUGCCAAGUUUUUGGAUCCCUGAACUCAACCCUACUGCGGACGCAACAAAAUUGGAGAAACCGUCCCAGAAAGUUCUAUGUCCUUUGUCCGGGAAGCCAUUGAAGCUGAAGGAUCUUAUGGAUGUUAAAUUCACGCCAAUUCCAAAAGAUGAUGAUAAAUCUCUGAUUGUAGCGCAGACCCGUUAUAUGUGUGCAGUUACUCAUGAUGCUCUUACGAAUGCCACAAGGUGUGCAUAUCUUAAAAAAUCGAAGUGUAUUGUUACUUGGGACGUAGUAGAAACGCUGAUUAAGAAAGACUGGCUCGACCCUAUCAACGGGGAUGCCAUGACUGAAGAUGAUAUUGUUGAGCUUCAAAGAGGAGGAACGGGCUUCGCAGCUACGAAUCAAGUAAAAGCGAAAUUAAUACGCCCACAACUAGAGCUUCAAUGA
Angiostrongylus costaricensis is the source of this 834-nucleotide messenger RNA. NCBI's taxonomy places the organism in Eukaryota, Metazoa, Nematoda, Chromadorea, Rhabditida, Metastrongylidae. The record is from the annotation of a GenBank genome assembly.